Messenger RNA from Sipha flava (yellow sugarcane aphid), 993 nucleotides. It is a transcript of the gene Mrm2, whose product is annotated as rRNA methyltransferase 2, mitochondrial. Gene Ontology annotation, molecular function: rRNA (uridine-2'-O-ribose)-methyltransferase activity. Bases 180 to 878 code for a protein of 232 amino acids. NCBI's taxonomy places the organism in Eukaryota, Metazoa, Arthropoda, Insecta, Hemiptera, Aphididae. Gene Ontology annotation, biological process: RNA methylation. Gene Ontology annotation, cellular component: mitochondrion. The transcript is spliced from 4 exons. The record is from RefSeq and is a predicted model, not a curated record.
UGAAAAAUAAAUAAGUUAACAAUUUACUUUAGCACAUUUGUUUUAAAUAGUAUAGAAUAAUAUGUAGUCUUGAAUAGCGUGCAAAUGUUUUUUCAUAUUAUUCUAUGUUAAGCUGAAUUGUAAAAUUAUACUAUAAAAAUGUUAUUAAUUACUAUGUUAUAGGUAUAAAUAUUUUUACAAUGAAAAUAAUUCUUGUGUGUAGAAAUUGGUUUGUCUUUAAAAAUUUUUCCAGAAAGCAUAGUUCGAAAGAAUGGCUUUCACGACAAAAUUCUGAUCCAUACGUAGAAAAAGCCAAAGUAGAAAAUUAUAGGUGUAGAAGUGCAUUCAAACUCUUACAAAUAGAUGAUAAAUUUUCUAUAUUGAAACCAGGACAAUGUGUUAUAGAUGUUGGUGCAGCUCCAGGUAGCUGGUCACAAGUAGCUGCAUCUAGAAUUAAUGUAAAUUUUAAUGAUAGUAAAUUGCCUUCUGGUUUACUAAUCGGCAUUGAUCUUCAGCAAAUGUAUCCAAUAAAAGGAGUGACGUUAUUGGGAAAUUCUGAUUUCACAUCUCCAAAAACAUGGCUUAAGAUAAAAAGUCAUUUAAAUGGUCGACUUAUAGACGUUGUCUUAAGUGAUAUGGCUCCUAAUUCUACAGGGGUUAAACAUUUAGACCAUGACUUAAUAAUCAAAUUAGCAUACUCAGUUAUCAAAUUUUCUGUUUUAAAUUCAAAUGUUGGUGCAGCUUGUUUGAUUAAAAUUUUAAAUGGUAAUCAAAAUAUGGAAAUUGAAAAAACUUUAAUAAAAUUUUAUACUAACGUAAAAUUUGUAAAACCUAAAGCUAGUCGAUCGGAUUCUUCUGAAAUGUAUCUUCUUGCCCGUGGAUUUAAAGGCCUCAAAUAGAAUUAAUGUUUAUAUUAAUAUUUAAGAAAGUUUAAACUAUGUACAUUAACAUGAUAUUUAAAUUGUUUUAAAAUAUAAUUUAUUAUUCAAAUUUUAAUAAAUAGUUUUUAAUUUU